UCACGAUCCCCGCACCUCUACACACAUACAUAUUGACUCACACACACACACUCCUCUCUCUCUCUCACUCUCUCUGCAAGUCCUCUCUCACACCAGACCAGAAAACCAAAAUGAGUUCUUGCCGGAAAACCACUUGUAGUUUUCAUCAAACCCACUUCUUGUAAUAAACAGACAAAACUAGAAAGAAGCCAUUUUUUUUGUUUCUCUUAACUGUUCUUCUCCCAGAAAAAAAAAAAAAAAAAAAAAAAAUGGCAUGGGUUUUGAAUUCUCUUGUCUCGAUUUUGCUAUUGACUCAUCUAGUCAACUCAGAGUCAAUCUCAGAGAAACAAGCUCUCCUCACCUUCCUUAAACAAACACCUCACGAGAACCGUCUUCAAUGGAACGAGUCAGACUCAGCCUGUAACUGGGUCGGAGUCGAAUGCAACGCAAACCAAUCCUCAAUCCACUCUCUCCGGUUACCAGGAACCGGUUUAGUCGGUCAGAUCCCACCAGGAUCGUUAGGCCGACUCACUCAGCUCCGGGUUCUAAGUCUUCGCUCUAAUCGUCUCUCCGGUCAGAUCCCUUCAGAUUUCUCGAAUCUCACUCACCUCCGAAGCUUGUAUCUCCAACACAACGAAUUCUCCGGCGAGUUUCCGGCGAGUAUUACUCAGUUAAACAACUUGAUUCGUCUUGAUAUCUCAUCUAACAACCUCACUGGUUCGAUUCCUUUCUCAGUCAACAAUCUCACUCACUUGACUGGUUUGUUUCUCGGUAACAAUGGUUUCACAGGGAACCUCCCAAGUAUUAGUCUCGGUUUAGUCGAUUUCAAUGUCUCUAACAACAAUCUAAACGGUUCGAUUCCGUCUUCCUUGUCGAGGUUCUCAGCUGAAUCGUUCACUGGGAAUGUAGAUCUCUGUGGUGGUCCUUUAAAGCCUUGUAAAUCUUUCUUCGUGUCUCCGUCGCCAUCUCCGUCGUCGGUUACUCCUUCAAAACGUGUAUCCGGCAAGAACUCGAAGCUUUCCACGGGUGCCAUUGUCGCCAUAUCCGUGGCUAGCGCACUCGUGGCGCUUCUCCUGUUGGCUCUGCUCUUGUUCUUGUGUAUAAGGAAAAGAAGAGGAAGCAAAGACGCGAGGACGAAGCAGAGGAAACCUGCGGGGGUAGCCCACACAUCAUUAACGAAUGUGGAUCUUCCACCGGGUGCUUCGUCCUCGAAAGAGGAAGUAACAGGGACGUCAUCAGGAAUGGGAGGUGAAACAGAGAGGAAUAAGCUUGUUUUCACUGAAGGAGGAGUGUAUAGUUUCGAUUUGGAAGAUUUGCUUAGAGCUUCAGCUGAGGUUUUAGGGAAAGGAAGUGUAGGGACGUCGUAUAAGGCGGUGUUAGAGGAAGGUACCACGGUUGUUGUGAAGCGGCUUAAGGAUGUUAUGGCGUCAAAGAAAGAGUUCGAAACACAAAUGGAGGUUGUUGGUAAAAUCAAACACCCUAAUGUGAUUCCAUUGAGAGCUUAUUAUUACUCCAAAGAUGAGAAACUUCUCGUUUUCGAUUUCAUGCCUACCGGAAGCUUAUCUGCUCUUCUUCACGGGAGCCGUGGAUCAGGGCGAACUCCGUUAGAUUGGGAUAACCGUAUGAGAAUUGCGAUAACUGCUGCAAGAGGUUUGGCUCAUCUACACGUUUCAGCCAAAUUGGUACACGGAAACAUCAAAGCCUCAAACAUCCUACUACAUCAAAACCAAGACACAUGCGUCUCUGACUAUGGACUGAAUCAACUCUUCAGUAACUCGAGUCCACCAAACCGUUUGGCGGGUUACCAUGCUCCUGAAGUUCUCGAGACACGGAAAGUAACUUACAAAUCGGAUGUGUACAGUUUCGGGGUGUUACUGCUUGAACUGUUGACAGGUAAAUCACCAAACCAGGCAUCACUUGGUGAAGAAGGCAUUGAUCUACCCCGGUGGGUACUUUCCGUGGUCCGGGAAGAAUGGACUGCUGAAGUAUUUGACGUUGAGCUGAUGAGGUACCACAACAUAGAGGAAGAGAUGGUUCAGCUUCUUCAAAUCGCAAUGGCUUGUGUAUCAACAGUUCCUGAUCAAAGGCCAGUGAUGCAAGAAGUUCUGAGAAUGAUUGAAGAUGUGAACAGAAGUGAGACAACUGAUGACGGGUUAAGACAAUCGUCUGAUGACCCGUCAAAAGGAUCAGAAGGUCAGACUCCUCCUGGGGAAUCAAGGACACCACCACGGUCAGUCACGCCUUAGCAAUUGAAUGGAAGUGAAAACAACAACAACAACAAAAAAAAAAGGGAAAGCAGCUUUAAUUGUUUGUAUUUGUGUUUACUUUCUUUUUUUUAACUCCUCAAAAGGAGAUAAAGAAAGGGAUGAGAUAGUGUGUGAUGUCUUUGUUGGGUGUGACAGUAAAGCUUAAAAAAAAAAAAAAAGACUGGACCAUCUCUACAUUUGGACCAACUUCUUCAAGAUGGUAUCUCCCAUCUAUUUUUUUCAGUCUUUCGAGAUAUUCUAAUGGUUAUUAUUUUUUCUUUUCGUUGAAUAUUGUGUUUACAUUACAGGUUCAAA
Molecule: messenger RNA, 2540 nt
Organism: Camelina sativa (false flax)
Lineage: Eukaryota; Viridiplantae; Streptophyta; Magnoliopsida; Brassicales; Brassicaceae
Product: putative inactive receptor kinase At2g26730
Biological process (GO): protein phosphorylation
Molecular function (GO): protein kinase activity; ATP binding; protein binding
Source: RefSeq, a predicted model, not a curated record